AUGGGAGCGCCAACCGUAAAUCUGGGUUACCUUAAUAAAAUCUAUCUAUCUAUCUAUCUAUCUAUCUAUCUAUCUAUCUAUCUCCUCUUAAUUGCUGUUGUUCUCAGGUCCAGCAGGACCCGGGGUGUGAUUGAUAUGCCGCUAAACAAAAUAAACCGAACCUAUCUAUCUAUCUAUCUAUCUAUCUAUCUAUCUAUCUAUCUAUCUAUCUUAGCAGCGCACCUAGCGUUUGUUCUUGGGGUGGUCCAAAAAGGACGCAAAACGUUUUCACAACUUCUCUUCUUCCUUACCCACCACGACGGCAAUAGCGCUACCAAAAUUAGUUCAUGGGGAGAUAAUACAGUGUACUACUAUCUAUCUAUCUAUCUAUCUAUCUAUCUAUCUAUCUAUCUCAAUCUGUUUCAAUCUAUCUAUCUAUCUAUCUAUCUAUCUAUCUAUCUAUCUAUCUAUCUAUCUAUCUAUCUCUAUCUAUCUAUCUAUUCUAUCUAUCUCUAUCCCAUCUAUCUAUCUAUCUAUCUAUCUAUCUAUCUAUCUAUCUAUCUAUCCCUAUCUGUUUCAAUCUAUCUAUCUAUCUAUCUAUCUAUCUAUCUAUCUAUCUAUCUAUCUAUCUAUCUAUCUAUCUCAAUCUGUUUCAAUCUAUCUAUCUAUCUAUCUAUCUAUCUAUCUAUCUAUCCCAAUCUGUUUCAAUCUAUCUAUCUAUCUAUCUAUCUAUCUAUCUAUCUAUCUAUCUAUCUAUCUAUCUAUCUUGUUUCCCAGUUUGUUUCUAUCUAUCUAUCUAUCUAUCUAUCUAUCUAUCUAUCUAUCUCAGUCUGUUCAUUUUAUAUCUAUUUCAUUCUGUUCAUUUAUAUCUCUGUAUCUCUCCCUGUUAAUUUCUACAUUCCACACGCAAAUAUUUGUAUCUAUCUCACUCUGUUCACUUUUCUCUCUCUCUCUCUCUCUCUCUCUAUCUAUGUCAUUCUGUUCAUUUCUCUCUCUCUUACUUUGUUCAUUUCUCUCUCUCUCUCUCUAUUUAACUCACUCUGUUCAUUUCUCUCUCUCUCUAUCUAUCUAUCUCUCUCUGUUCAUUUCUCUCUCUCACUCUCUCUCUCUAUCUAUCUAUCUAUCUAUCUAUCUCACUCUGUUCAUUUCUUUCUCUCUCUCACUCUUCUGUUCCUUUCUCUCUAUUUCCUUGUCUCUCUCUGUUUUUCUUUCUUUGUUUAA
Molecule: messenger RNA, 1200 nt
Organism: Acanthosepion pharaonis
Lineage: Eukaryota; Metazoa; Mollusca; Cephalopoda; Sepiida; Sepiidae
Source: the annotation of a GenBank genome assembly